AUGUCUGGAAAAAUGCAUCGAGAAAAUGUUGAUAAAGAUAGUGAAGUUGGCGAUCGUGAUCGUCAUCGUCGAACAGCUCAAUCUGAUCGUGGUCGUUCUUCAUCUCCACCAACAUCAAAACGUGUUCGAAAAACCGAAGAACAUGUUGAAAAAGAAUUAAUAAAUGAAUUAUCAUCACAUAAUGAUAAUGAAUUUAAUCGAAAAGAAAAACAUCAACAAGGUUCAACACAAUUAGAUAAUUUAUAUGCAUCAUUUUUACCAUCAAGUAAUUAUUAUGAACGAUCAUAUAUGCAUCGUGAUGUUGUGACACAUUUAAUUGUUACUCAAACUGAUUUUUUAAUAACUGGUUCACAAGAUGGUCAUAUUAAAUUUUGGAAAAUAAUUACACCGGAUUAUAUUAAACAACAACAAACAGCAGCAACAUAUCAAGCUAAAUCAAAUGAUGAAAAAGAUCCUAAUUCAAAUAAUAUUCCUGGACCCAUUGAAUUUGUUAAACAUUUUCGAGCUCAUUUAGGUCCAAUCUUAACAUUAUGUACAAAUUCAUCUGGAACAUUAUUAUGUUCAUCAUGUAGUGAUCGUACAGUAAAAAUGUUUGAUGUAUUAGCAUUUGAUAUGAUAACAAUGGUAAAAUUAGAAUUUAUUCCAUUAGUUUGUUCAUUUGUUCAUUCACCACGUCAAGCAUUAUCAACAUUAGCGAUAUCAGAUAGUCAAUCAUCAUUUAUUUAUUUAUAUGAUGGACGUACAUUAAAUAUAAAAGAACCAAUAUCAAUAAUAUCCAAAAUAGGUCAUGCAUCACCAGUAACAAUAAUAUCAUAUUGUCCAAAAUAUGAUUUAGCAAUAUCAUGUGAUCAAUCAUCAAUUAUUAAUUAUUGGUCACCAAAUCAUUUACAAAAUUUACCACAAGAAAUUUUAUUUGAAUCCAAAUUAGAUACAGAUUUAUUUGAAUUAGUUAAAAGAAAAUUAAUUCCAUUAACAUUAGAAUUUAAUUCAACCGGUGAUCAAUUUGCAUUACUUGGAAAAUCAUCAACACAACGAAAAUUAUUUUUAUUUGAUACAUUAAAAGGAAAAAUUUUAAAAAUCUUUGAUGAACAUUUAGAAGUUUAUAAACAAUUACAUGAACGUUUACAAACUAAACAACAACAACAACAACAACAACAAAAUGAAGAUAAUAAUAAUAAAAAAUUAAAUUUAAAUAUGUUAAAUAAUGUUGAAUAUUCUCGACAUUUAACUAUUGAAAAAGAUUUAGAAAAAAAUGAUUUAGUUUAUUCAUCAAUUAAUCUUCAAUUUGAUUCAUCUGGUACUUAUCUUUUUUAUACAACGCUAUAUGGAAUUAAAAUGUUAAAUUUAAGAACAAAUUCUAUUAGACAUUUUUUUGGUACAACAGAAAAUGCAAGAUUUAUUCGUUUAGCACUUUAUCAAACACAAAAAUCAGCUAAUAAUGAUUUUAAUUCAACGAUUCUUUUUACAAAUGCUUAUAAAAAAAAUAGAUUUUAUUUAUUUACAAGAAAUGAUCCACAAGAUAGUCGAAGUGAACAUGAUAAUGAUCGAGAUGUUUAUAAUGAAAAACCAAGUCGUGAAGAUAUUUUAACAGCAACAGAAGAACAAGCUUUAUCAUCAUUAUCUCAAUCAGCAAUAAUUCAUACAACAUAUGGUGAUAUUCAUCUUCGUUUAUUUCCUGAAUAUGUUCCAAAAACAUGUGAAAAUUUUAUUCAACAUUCAAAACAAUCUUAUUAUAAUAAUUGUAUUUUUCAUCGUGUUAUUAAACAAUUUAUGAUUCAAACAGGUGAUCCAUUAGGAAAUGGAACUGGGGGACAAUCAAUAUGGGGAAAAGAUUUUGAAGAUGAAUUUCAUCCACAAUUAAAACAUGAUAGACCAUAUACACUUUCAAUGGCAAAUGCUGGACCAAAUACAAAUGGAUCACAAUUUUUUAUAACUGUUGUUCCAUCUCCAUGGCUUGAUAAUAAACAUACCAUUUUUGGUAGAGUUUCAAAAGGAAUGGAUGUUGUUGAAAAAAUUUCUCAAGCGAAAACAGAUCGUCUUGAUAAACCAUUAGAUGAAAUUAAAAUUAUUUCAAUAUCUAUUAAAUAA
Molecule: messenger RNA, 2088 nt
Organism: Adineta steineri
Lineage: Eukaryota; Metazoa; Rotifera; Eurotatoria; Adinetida; Adinetidae
Source: the annotation of a GenBank genome assembly